GAUUUGGUCUCGUCCCUACCGGUUACAUGUACAUGAUGAAAUGCAGUAAAGAUGAUGAGAAGUUUGAACAAGGACAAGUUAUUCCGUACGGGAACAUUGAGCUUAGCCCUGCAGCUGGAGUCCUAAACUAUGGACAGGGAUUGUUUGAAGGCACAAAAGCAUAUAGAAAAGAAGAUGGGCGGCUUCUCCUAUUCCGUCCUGAUCAAAAUGCGUUGCGAAUGAAACUUGGUGCUGAAAGAAUGUGCAUGCCUUGCCCUUCUGUUGAUCAAUUCGUCGAAGCUUUGAAACAAACAGCGCUCGCUAACAAGCGUUGGAUUCCUCCGCCGGGAAAAGGGUCCCUCUACAUGAGGCCUCUUCUGCUAGGAACAGGCGCAGUACUGGGUAUAGCACCGGCACCUGAAUAUACAUUCUUGGUAUAUGGUUCUCCUGUUGGCAAUUACUUCAAGGGAUGUUCGGCACCUUUGAACUUGUAUGUGGAGGAAGAGUUUUCUCGUUCCUCUCGCGGUGGAACUGGAGGUGUAAAAGCCAUCUCGAAUUAUGGUCAAGUUUUGAAUGCGCUAGGCAGAGCGAGAAGCAGAGGAUUUUCAGAUGUCUUGUACCUUGACUCCGCAAAUAAAAAAUAUUUGGAAGAAGCCUCCGGUUGCAACAUUUUCCUUGUAAAGGGUAAUGUUAUUUCAACUCCUGCUACAAAUGGAACUAUUCUAGCUGGAGUCACUCGAAGAAGCAUCAUCGAAAUUGCCCGUGAUCUUGGCUACCAGGUGGAGGAAAGGGACAUUGCAGUAGAUGAAUUGAUCGAAGCUGACGAAGCUUUUUGCACCGGAACUGCUGUCGUUGUGUCCCCUGUAGGCAGCAUCACAUAUCAGGAUAAACGAAUUGAGUUCAGAACAGGUGAUGGGUGUGUGUGUAGGGGACUAUGCUCAAAUCUUGUAGGAAUUCAAAGGGGUCUGAUUGAGGAUAAGAAGGGUUGGACCAUUGAAAUAGAUAGUUAA
Molecule: messenger RNA, 989 nt
Organism: Tripterygium wilfordii
Lineage: Eukaryota; Viridiplantae; Streptophyta; Magnoliopsida; Celastrales; Celastraceae
Product: branched-chain-amino-acid aminotransferase 2, chloroplastic-like
Exons: 8
Coding region: 27-989 (320 amino acids)
Biological process (GO): branched-chain amino acid metabolic process
Molecular function (GO): branched-chain-amino-acid:2-oxoglutarate transaminase activity
Source: RefSeq, a predicted model, not a curated record